CUCUCCUUAUUAUCCAACAUGUUUGCUUAUCCAACGUUCUGCCGGCCCGUUUAUGUUGGAUAAGUGAGACUCUACUGUAUAUGGUAACUGAUUAGCUCAACUCCUGUCUUGUACUUUCCUUUUCCCCCCAGCCCAUUUGUCUCUGAUACAGAUAUCAAGUUACUUACUAUAUGAAUUAAUUUAUAACUAUCAUGGAAGCAAAACAAUGUGAAACUUCUAUCAAAGUUUAAACUUUACUUGUAUGUCAAGACCCAACUAUAACAUAUUUGGGCAUAAGCAAAAUAUUAUUAGCCACAUUUCCCCCGUAAUUACAUAUACAUGUGAACAGCUCUCCCACAACUUAUGAAUAUUGCCUUUAACAAUGUUAUACAGUAUCCAUUAUUUAGUACAAUGCUGCACUAAAGUAUUCAUCUGUUUGUUUGUUUAUACCAUUCUCUUCAGCCAAAAAGGCUCGCAGCGCAGCUCAUAAAUAUUAAUCUGACUAUUUCCUACCCUCAGGCUUUAACAACCAAAUCUUUGAUAAGACAGAGGGCAGAGAAAGACAGAGAGAGAAAGUGUAGGAAUGGGGAAGGAGAUAAAGAACUCUGUAUUUGCCUAGGGGCAGAUUAAUUUGGGGGCUAUGAACUCUACCCAUCGAAUUUGCACAAACACAGUAAGGUUCCCAAUUAAUGUGAAUGCUGCAACUAUGCAGAAAGAGCGAAUGCGGAGGUGAAGUGUGAGUGCAGCAUGUCUUUCUCGUUUGGAGUUGCUUCUAUAAGGAAGUUCUCAGCUCUAUUUCCUCUCUCUCUCUCCUCUCUGCACCAUUAAAACAGGAAGCUGAGUGAGCGGCAGCUGCUGAACACUACACACAGACAGCUCUGAGAUCUCAACAUACUUGCUGGCUGGCUGAUUAUUGUUAUCAUAAAUUAAAAGUUGCUUGUAUUGGGCAGGUGGAGUGUUUGGCCUAUGAGGCAUGGAUCAGUGCUGGUACCAUGGGACCAUCACACGUUCAAGAGCUGAAGACCUCCUCUCUAAAGUGGGAAAGGAUGGGAGCUUCCUUGUGCGGGCCAGUGAGUCCAUCUCUUCGGCAUUUGCCCUCUGCUUGCUGUAUCGGAAGUGUGUUUAUACUUACAGGAUACUUCCGAAUAAAGAAGAUAAGCUGGUUAUCCAGGCAUCGGAGGGUGUUCCAGUGCAGUACUUCAACAACUUGGAUGAAGUCAUAGAGUUUUACAAGAAAGAGAAUAUGGGACUAGUCCGGAGCCUUAAAUACCCAGUUCCACGGGAAGAGGAAGAGGCAACAGAUGAGCUUGAAGAUGAUAAAGAUUCUAUGUCUAUGCCACCUAUGUUACCCCCACGUAUUUCAGUGCCAUCUCUGACAAAUGAGGCAGUAGAAGAUCACUUCUUGGAUGACUAUGUCCAGAUGACACAAGUGAGCAAACCAUCCCUUUCUGAGAUUCUGCUCCAGCGAUUGCAGCAACAGGAUACCAGCAGUAUUCCAGAAGAGCACCUCAGACUCAUUCAGGAUUAUCUGAGAGUGCAUAUGAUCAGUGAUCUUGAAACAGCACAGCAAGGAUCUUGGAAUCUACCUCAGUUGAAGAAAUUGCUUUCGGGACUCUGCAAAGGCCUUUUCAGUGAGGUUUCCCGGAUUCUUCCUUCUCUGGAGUCCAUGCAAACAGUAUUUGACCAGCAACUCUCCUCUGGCAUGCACCGACACUCUCAGCCAUCUUAUGAAGCCAACCGUACAAAACUUACUCAGUUGACAAGUGUACUUGCUUCCAUUGAAGACAAGGUGAAAAAAAUGUUGGUUGAAGGACCUGACUCAACACAUCGACGUUCACUUAUCCCUCCUGUAACCUUUGAGGUGAAAGCAGACUCCCUUGGGAUUUCUCCCAAAAUACAUCUUAAAGUGGAUGUUGAGAUGGGAAAACUCAUUAUCAAAAAAGCUAAGGAUGGGCCUGAAGACAAGUUUUUUACUCACAAAAGAAUCCUACAGCUCAUCAAGUCUCAGAAGUUCCCGAACAAGUUGGUGAUCGUACUGGAGACAGAAAAAGAGAAAACUCAGAGGAAAGAAUAUGUGUUUGCUGACUCUAAGAAGAGAGAAGGCUUCUGCCAACUUCUUCAGCAAAUGAAGAAUAAACAUUCUGAACAACCAGAGCCUGACAUGAUCACUAUCUUCAUUGGGACCUGGAACAUGGGUGAUGCUCCUCCACCAAAGAAGAUCAGCUCCUGGUUUCUUUCCAAGGGUCAAGGAAAGACCCGGGAUGACACUGCAGAUUACAUUCCCCAUGACAUCUAUGUGAUUGGGACACAAGAGGACUCCCUGGGAGAGAGAGAAUGGCAAGAGAUACUAAGACAAUCCUUACAAACCAUUACCAGUAUCAGCUUCAAGGUGAUAGCAAUUCACACACUGUGGAACAUCAGGAUUGUUGUCUUGGCCAAACCAGAGCAUGAGAAUCGUAUAAGCCACCUCUGUAUUGACAAUGUGAAGACUGGAAUUGCAAACAGACUGGGUAACAAAGGUGCUGUUGGAGUGUCCUUCAUGUUUAAUGGAACUUCCUUUGGCUUUGUGAACAGCCAUUUGACUUCAGGAAGUGAAAAGAAACAGAGGCGAAACCAGAACUUCACCAGUAUUCUGCGCUUCCUGUCACUCGGAGACAAGAAGUUGAAUCCAUUUAACAUCACUCACCGCUUUACCCAUCUCUUCUGGCUGGGAGACUUGAAUUACCGCUUGGAGUUACCCCCAACGGAAGCAGAGAAUAUCAUUCAGAAGAUCAAACAGCAACAGUAUAUGGAACUGCUGAAUUUCGACCAACUCCUCAUAGAAAAGAAAGAUCGAAAGGUGUUUCUGCAGUUUGAGGAGGAAGAAAUAACAUUUGCCCCAACCUAUCGCUUUGAAAGGCACACCCGGGAGAACUACGUCUACACCAAGCAGAAAGCAACAGGGAUGAAAUACAAUUUGCCAUCCUGGUGCGAUCGAGUGCUCUGGAAAUCAUAUCCCCUCGUACAUGUGGUGUGUCAGUCUUAUGGAUGUGCCACCGAUAUCAUGACAAGUGACCACAGCCCUGUCUUUGCCACAUUUGAGGUUGCUGUUACCUCACAGUUUGUUUCAAAGAACGAUAAUAAAUGCACAGACUCUUCAGGACAGAUUGAAUUCCUACACUGCAGUGCCACGCUCAAGACAAAAUCACAGACAAAAUUCUACAUUGAAUUCCACUCCAGCUGCUUAGAAAGCUUUGUAAAGAGCAAAGAGGGAGAAAAUGAGGAAGGAAAUGAGGGAGAACUGGUGGUAACGUUUGUUGAAGCCCUUCCUAAGCUUACACCAAUUAUUUCAGAUCCAGAGUAUUUACUGGACCAACAUAUUCUGAUCAGCAUUAAAUCAUCAGAUAGUGAUGAAUCUUACGGUGAAGGUUGCAUUGCCCUUCGAAGUGGAGCUACUGAAUCCCAAGUGCCUAUCCAAACUAUAUUAACACACCAUGGAGAAAUUACUGGCAUUUUCCAAGGGGAAUUUAAAUUACAAACAUCCCAAGGGAAACAGAGAGAAAAACUAUAUGAUUUUGUAAAGAUUGAACGGGAUGAGACUUCUGGACAAAAAACAGUGAAGGGCUGUGUAGACUGUAUCACAGAGUGGGAGCAGACGAAUAGGGCUGCUUUGUCCAACAGAAAAUCUACUCACUUGGUGGCCAAAGAAGCAGCAGCUAUUGCUCGUUUUCGAGGAACUCCCGCAGUGUCUUUGGAUGAGCCGUGCAAAGAAGAACUCUUACGCAGUACAGCUGUCACAGAUAUCAACAAUCCCAGCUACGUACGGGUUCCCUCUGCCUCUCAAUCAUUCCCUGCAACAGGUCAGCUUAAACAGAUUCCUUCACCAGACCAAGUACCUGCCUUCUGGAGUUAUGAUCCACAAUCAAAAGACAGCUCUUCUCUGAUGAGUCUAGAAUCUCCCACCACACCAUCGAGUCUGUCACCAGGGUCUCCAAGAGCACCCACUCAAACAACAACCAAACGAAAAGAUCAGCUAUAUUCUGAGGUGAGAAAAAGCAUGACAGAACCCUUGCUACUUGAAGAAGCAUUCUCAAAACCAGAAAUGAUUGACAACCCACUUUAUGACUUUGGAAAAUCCAAGGAUAAGCUACAGUCUAAGAGGGAACAGGAAUUCUUCAAGGCGAUACGAAAAGAACUCCCAGUUCUUCCUGAACAGAGCUUUCCUUUCACCAACUUACAGGAGGGAGAUGCCAUCAAGUCUUCUAUCAAGCAACAAUCUUCUCUGCCUUUCCCAGCCCCUGCACCCAGAUUUCGGUCAUACACUUGUUCCAACCAGUCUGAAGAAAAGACUGCAUUGAUUGAAAAGACUCAGAACAGGCAGAGACCCUGUGCCAGUUCAGAACCUGGGGUACCAGCAUUCAAGAAACCUGUCAAAUUUUCAAGAUCUGAAGUAGGACAAAGUAAACCCCCUCUUCCAUCAAAAAGCCAGUUAGUACUUGACAUGCAGAACCUCAAAGGGCGUGAUUAUCGAGAGUGUUCAGAACUUCCACACAAUAGAAAGCACCAAAGUGAAGAUGUGGCUAUUAGCAGGACCAUUGUGCCGUGAAUAGAAACAUCAGAGACAAUGAGAUCCAUGGAAGAGUCCUGGAGGGAGUCAACAUAAACAUUUCCCAGAGUUUAUGUUAAUAUCAUCUGGUCUGCUGCGCAAAAUAGUGAAUGCGCCUAUGUUCAUCAAUAAAUACAUUUCCUGAAAUCUAACACAGAACUAAUAUAGGCUGAAAUUCAACUAAGCAUCAGAAACCAGAUUCUUGCACUGAAAUUUUAGCAGGGUUUUAUUUUUUAAAGAAAGGAGAUUGAAAAUAUUUUUGGUACAAACGGUGGGAAUGGGAUAUAACAUAAUCUAGAUUCAUUUUUUUUAGAUUCCAGAAAAUAAUCCAGUUUUAUAGCAUUGAUUUAUUCAGCAGAGAAGUGUGAAGGGGAAAUAAAGAUUGUUCAACUCAUAUUUUAACAAGGACAAGACCAAAGAACUAUGGAUUUUCUGAAUUUAUAAAUGGGUGUCCCUUGGCAACAUAAUCCACCAUCUGAUCCACCUCAAAUGCCAUAUUUAUUCAAAUCUAAUGCACACCUUUUUAAGCUAAAUUACAUUGCCAACAUUGAGGUGUGCUUUAGAUUUCAUGGUACAUUAGAAUCAUGCACGUAAACCCACCUACGCCACUGGGUAUCCUGGCUGGGGAUAGAGGAUGAAGAAGUGACUGGCUGCGAAAACAAGUGGAAUCUGGUGGUGACCAUGAAAAGGCUAAUGGGAAACUGUGCCCCUUCAUCAGGCCUGAUGGGAAGUUUUCCAACAGGCUUUUCCCAACCACCACCACCAUGCAUUAUAUUCAACACCAAAUCCUUUUUUUAUACUGCACACCUUCAAAAUUGAGAUGUGCAUUACAUUCGAUGGCACAUUAUGCUCAAGUAAGUACAGUAAUUAUGUAAAUCCCAGAUUGAUAACAUGCAGUAGAAUCAGUCCCAGGUACUUCUAAGGAUUGGAUGAUGUUGAUUAUCUCAUCUGAAGUUCUGUUUGGAGGACUUUGUUUAUCAUCUUCAGGUGCAAGUAUGAAGUAAAUACAAAUGAUCACUAAAGUCAGUCAGUCUUUUUUUAAACUUAUAUUUUGCUUCCCAAGCAAAAUAUCUUACAGCAGAGGUAACCAAAAAGCGUUUUUCCAAACAAUGUUGUACUACAACUCUCAGUAUUCGUCAUCAUUAGUAGCAUUUGUAAUAGAUUAAUGUUGGCUUCAUUUGAUGUUUAAUUUUCGUUUGAUUUUUUUGUGUGUGUUAAUUUGUGAUUUUUAUCCUCAGUUUUGCUAUAGAGUUGUACUAUUUAUAAUGCCAUCUUUGCUGCUUUCCCAUGUUGCUGAAAUUUUAAAUAGCAUUAAUUCCUUUAAAAUUAAAUAAAACUAAUUAUAAUAA
Anolis carolinensis (green anole) is the source of this 5913-nucleotide messenger RNA. It is a transcript of the gene inpp5d, whose product is annotated as inositol polyphosphate-5-phosphatase D. The transcript has 28 exons. Gene Ontology annotation, biological process: regulation of immune response; negative regulation of neutrophil differentiation; phosphatidylinositol dephosphorylation. Gene Ontology annotation, cellular component: cytosol. The record is from RefSeq and is a predicted model, not a curated record. Bases 953 to 4564 code for a protein of 1203 amino acids. Gene Ontology annotation, molecular function: phosphatase activity. NCBI's taxonomy places the organism in Eukaryota, Metazoa, Chordata, Lepidosauria, Squamata, Anolidae.